Messenger RNA from Rhizophagus irregularis DAOM 181602=DAOM 197198, 830 nucleotides. NCBI's taxonomy places the organism in Eukaryota, Fungi, Glomeromycota, Glomeromycetes, Glomerales, Glomeraceae. The record is from RefSeq and is a predicted model, not a curated record.
UUUUCAUAUGUUUCGGGUGAAAUAUCGAUAGAGUAAGGUACUGGCGAUACAGUAUCGAAAGCGUGUAGCUUUGGUAGUAACAUUUAAUCAAUUGAAAAAAAAUAUAUUUAUGCAUAUUAUGUGUUAAAUAUAAUGAUAGAACUUACGUUAUUUUCCGCAUUUUCAGUGGGAGUUUCAAAUUCUUCGCCUUCCUUGGCUGACGACUCCACCUGUUUUGACACAUUAUCCUUUUGCCUAACGUUCUGUCUCGCACCACCCUCUGAUUUGUAUAGGUCUUCAAAUACCAAUGCCUCCAGUUCUAAUUCCAAUACUCCUUUCGGCGGAGAACCUCUGUGCUUUUGCCGUAAUUCACUUAAGUCAAUGAAUUUAUCAGCUAACGCGUCGAGAGGAUUGUACCGUUCAUCUUUUUCUAUAUUAUUAUUUUUGUUACUUUCGUUUUUUUUUAAUAAUGCAGACGCAUUGUUGUUAUUCAGUUUCUUUGCUCUUUUCCUUUGCUUAGGCAUUUUGAACGGCAAAAAAAAAAUUAUUAAUCUUCGAAUCACAAGGGCAACACCCGAGGAAAAUCCGCAACUUCGGGCAGAAUUAUAAACUAUCGGCGCAGCGAAUUUCUAUAUUAAGUAAUGUCGGCUCUGUCUGAUGCCAUCGCAGUCAUCUUGACUAGAAGAUUAUCAAAAAAAAAAUUUUCACAAUUUUAGUACUCGAGUUAUUUGGUAUAAUCACUUCAAUAUAAGGAUAGGCCGCUGUAAUCAGCAUGUCUACACCUUUUAGAUUACGAGGACUAUCAAAAUGUUGUUGUAUUUCUUCAUUCACAUUGUUGAAUAGAAGAAAUG